UUGCUUCAGCCAAUGGUAGCAUUUGUUGUCGUUCCGUGGUCGAACUUGGAUCUUCGGUCAGCGUUUCGGGCGAGUUUGCUAAUUUUUCUCGUCUUCAUGUGCAUAUCAGUUCUCUUGCGCAACGGGUUGUUUCUAUCCGCGCAAUAAUAAGGCAGCUAGAAACCCGGAGCGAUCUCGUUGUAAUGUACCUGCAAGACCUGGCAGAUUUCGCAUCCAUGCAUAAAGAAAGCGGCAACGACGUCGACUACGAUGACAACAGCAUCGACUGCGACGACUUACUCGAUCACGACGAUAGGGAUUCGGACGAAGACACCGAAGAUGCAAGCGAGACGGACAUGGUCAAGCAGCGCGAAGAGGAGUGCACCGAAAUCAAGGAACAAAUGUACAGGGACAAGCUCGCCAUGCUGAAGAAACAGCUAACACAGCUCAAGGAGGAAACGCACCCCGAGUACCUCAAACGCUUGCGCAAGAUUGAGCAACUCUACCAAGAGCGGCUUUUCCUGAACGAGGUGUUCCAGUCUCACGAGGUUGAGCGCGUGGAGCGAGAAUACACGCAUGAGAAGAAAGCAGCUGUUCGGGAAUUUGAAGAGAAGAAGAUAGACCUGCGUGAAUCGCUCAUAAUGGAUCUGGAAGAGAAACGGCGUGCGAUAGAAGCGGAGAGGAGCACCGUCGAGCUCACUGGAGAAAAAAGAACCUCCUGGCGUUGCUAUGGGGAAUGGCGUUCCAGCUUGCCGUGGUGCGCAGAUUCCAUGGAGGUGAAAUCUGUGACAACGAGAAAACUACGCAGAAGACCUAACGAUCCGCUUCCAAUGCCUGAAAAGAGGCGAAAGACUUCACCUACUCAGCUUAACUUCCUCUUGUACGAUGGUGAAAUAGUUGACGACCUAAAGAUUUUAAGCAAGGGAAAGGCUCCAUCGCUUAGCAAGAGACUGGAUUGUGAAGAAUACGGAAACAUGGACCACGGCUCACACGCGAUUGAAGCCCGAAUAGAGGACGGCAAACUGUUUUACGAGCGGAAAUGCUAUCAAAGGGGCCAAUCCGUUUGCGUGGAUUCGAAAGAUAUGGGCCGUUUCUUCGGUGUCAUCUCAGGGGUGGGCACGUCAGAAUUUUGGGUGAAGAAAACAAGCGACAGCGGCAAGGUCAAGAUUCAUCUGUCUCAGCUUCUGAAAGGAAAGGUCAUCUUGCGAAGGAAGUCUGCAUGCUGACAUCAUGUGUAGGUGCAGACGGAACUUCAUGUACAUAGCACAUAUGUUUACCUAUUUCAAAAAAUAAAACACCAGUGUACAUUGCCAUUUUAAGAAA
Molecule: messenger RNA, 1302 nt
Organism: Rhipicephalus microplus (southern cattle tick)
Lineage: Eukaryota; Metazoa; Arthropoda; Arachnida; Ixodida; Ixodidae
Product: sin3 histone deacetylase corepressor complex component SDS3
Source: RefSeq, a predicted model, not a curated record